Molecule: messenger RNA, 2510 nt
Organism: Musa acuminata subsp. malaccensis (wild Malaysian banana)
Lineage: Eukaryota; Viridiplantae; Streptophyta; Magnoliopsida; Zingiberales; Musaceae
Product: pentatricopeptide repeat-containing protein At5g42450, mitochondrial
Biological process (GO): RNA modification
Cellular component (GO): intracellular membrane-bounded organelle
Molecular function (GO): protein binding; RNA binding
Source: RefSeq, a predicted model, not a curated record
UGCAUUUGGGGACAUGCAAUGUCGGAUUAGAUUGAGUUGGCGAGUCGAUUCGUUGAGCAGCCCGACUCAACUUGACCCUGUGUGCAAACAUAGCUCGACUACUUCGACUCGGUUUCUUUAGGCUUGAGCCUGUACCCAACUCAACCCGUUUGUCCUGUUGAACCAGUUGACAUUCGACUCUUCCAAUCGCCCUUUCGCUCCUCUACCUCGAGCAGCCGCGGCGGUGCUCUCUCCGCUAUAUAAAUGAGGUCUGCGCCAUGCAAUCUAUCGAACACCUUCACUUCAUUACGUCCAACUCUCCUCGACACCCAGAAAGCUCAUGCUGUGCUCCUCAAAUCCGGCAUCCCGAUAGAAGGAUCUGAUGUCGUCCAUCGCUACUGCAACUGCUCCGCGUUUCAGUACGCGCGCAAGUUGUUCGACGAGAGGUUCGAAUGGGAUGUGGUCUCGGCUACGGCCAUCAUCGGCGCCUUCGCUCGCCGCGGUCGGCAUCGUGAUUCCUUUUCGAUUCUCUCUCGCUUGCUUUUCCUUGGGAUCAGGCCCAACCAAUUCACCUUCGGUGCCACGCUGCAUUCCUCCACCGCUGUCGGCGAUCUCAACAUCGGUAAGCAGCUUCAUGCUUUUUCAACUAAGUUGGGUCUCCAUUCCGAUGUCUUUGUCGGGAGCUCUCUUGUGGAUCACUACGCCAAAUUGGGUGCGAUUAAAGAAUCACAAUACGCAUUUGAGGACACCCAUGAACCUAAUGUUGUCUCGUACACUGCGUUGAUGAGUGGAUACUUGAAGAUCGACAGGUUCCAUGAAGCAAUUCAACUAUUCUACGAAAUGCCGAUGAGAAACGUUAUCUCAUGGAACGCUAUAAUCGGGGGCUGUAGUCAGGUUGGUCUCAGUGAGGAGUCUGUCAAUCUUUUCAAUGCAAUGUGUCGAGAAGGUUUCAGGCCCAACCAGUCCACCUUCCCCUGUGUUAUUAGUGCAGCUGCCAAUAUAGCAGCUCUUGGUAUGGGCAGAAGCUUUCAUGCUUCCGCUAUCAAAUACUUGGGUCAGCUUGAUGUUUUUGUGGUUAAUUCGCUGAUAAGCUUCUAUGCCAAGUGUGGGUGUUUACAUGACAGUAUUUUAGCAUUUGAGAGGAUUGAGGGCAGAAAUAUUGUUUCUUGGAAUGCCAUGAUUUGCAGUUGUGCACAAAACGGAAGAGGGGAGGAAGCCUUGGAGUUCUAUAAGAGAAUGCAGAGGUCGGGGUUAAAGCCAAACAGUGUCACCCUUCUCGUAGUGUUGUUUGGCUGCAGCCAUGCAGGUUUGGUUGAUGAUGGAUAUGCUUGUUUCAGUAUAGCCAAGAUUGAACAGCCAGACAUACUGAGAGCUGAACAUUAUGCUUGUGUGGUUGAUUUGCUCGCUCGGUCAAGGAGAUUUGGUGAGGCAGAGAGGUUUCUUCAGGAGCUGCCUUUUGAGCCAGGAAUUGGGUUUUGGAAGGCAUUGCUUGGAGGGGGUCGGAUACAUUCGAACAAGGAUCUGGCCAAGACUGUUGCUAAUCGAAUUCUUGCGCUAGAUCCAAAGGACAUUUCGUCCUAUGUGUUGCUAUCCAAUUUGUACUCUGCUGCAGGUAAUUGGCAGAGCGUAUCGGUGAUCAGGAGAGAGAUGAAGGAGAAAGGAAUGAAGAGAACUCCUGGAUGCAGCUGGAUUGAGAUUAGGAACAAGGUUCAUGUAUUCUUUAAUGGAGAUAGGAGGCAUGCUCAAACUGAUGAAAUUUAUAUGGUUUUAGCAACAUUCUUGGACACUUAAAAAGUUCAGUACCCUACAUGCUUUGGCCUUGAAGCUCAAGAGUGAGCUAAAUUUCGUGAGUUCAUGCAUGUUUAAGCUGUGUACCUGACAUGGAACUCUCAGGUGUUAUCGCUGAGUCUUGGCUCUUCUAACUAUCCUUUCAGUAAUCGGAAGCAUGCUGUUCUUCUAUCUUCUUCCAUUUCUGUAGCAGAUAUUUAGAGAGAGAAAGUAUCAAGCCCUAACCCCUGUUAUACUCAAAUUGGAUUAAGUUUUCAUAUGUCCUUGUUGGAGCAUUCAGGCACUCUCUUCUGGUAAAGAUUCUACAAGACUACCAAACAUAAUUGUUUUCCAUGUGCAUCUGGUCUUCCAAACACUGGAUGCAGAAGCAGCUUGUGGCACAGUUAUAUUCAAUAUGGAUUAUUCAUAAUUGAUGAAUGAGAGAACGGAAACCUAAUAUUUUCUAGUGCGAUGUGAUUUUUUACAAGAUUCUUUAUCAGCUGCCACUGCUUGAUUGUUAUGCAUAAUCUGAACUUUGGACCGUCCAAACAGAUGCUUAAAAUUCUGAUGUGCCAGAAUGGUGCUUGAGAGAAGAUGAGAAGUACUUGGGAGCUGAUUUCCUAUAGAGUAACAAUUUCGUUUUCUGGGUUUGGGGGUUGUCUGGUGGACAAAUAUUUUAUUUGGGACUACGAGUUCUGAAACAACACCAGAAGCAGUAGAUUUAUUUUUCAGCAACGCAAAGGUUGACCCAAGCAGCACUUUCA